Molecule: messenger RNA, 472 nt
Organism: Chinchilla lanigera (long-tailed chinchilla)
Lineage: Eukaryota; Metazoa; Chordata; Mammalia; Rodentia; Chinchillidae
Source: RefSeq, a predicted model, not a curated record
CGGCCCCUGCGGGGAAGCGCGCGCCGCGCCCUGCGGCAUCCCCAGCGCGUGUCGGCGGCGGGUUCCCAGCCGCCCGGGUGACACACAGCAGCGUGUCGUUCGUGUCGGAGGAGGGCAGCCCGCCCGCUGCUGGCGUGAAGGGCGGCCCUGCUUCUCCGCUGCCAGCUUAAUUAGCCCUGCUGAUAAAGCAAGGCCUCAAAAAAUUAGGAUAAGACUCAGAUUGUUCCUCUCCACGGAAAUCUUUAUAAAGAUGUCAGAAAAUGAGCAGUGUGGGACGUCCCGGCGGGAGCAGAAGCCUGCAUCUGUGUGGACAGCAAGGCUGCCGGGGGCAGUCGGGGCUGAGGACAGCAGGGCUGUCCAGCGGGUGCCGUCACCUAGAGUGACAGCGGAAGGAGUGCUGAAAGCUAUCAGGGCGGGUGUCAAUCCGGAAGGAAUGGGGAGGGGCGGCCGGGAGUCCACAGGUGGCAGCUGA